Molecule: messenger RNA, 2910 nt
Organism: Lates calcarifer (barramundi perch)
Lineage: Eukaryota; Metazoa; Chordata; Actinopteri; Centropomidae
Gene: fkbp8
Product: FKBP prolyl isomerase 8
Exons: 9
Coding region: 181-1398 (405 amino acids)
Molecular function (GO): protein binding; peptidyl-prolyl cis-trans isomerase activity
Source: RefSeq, a predicted model, not a curated record
GGUAGAGACCGUGACGAAGUCAGUUUGACGUUGUAUACCCAGCAAAAACACACAGUCCCCAUUGGUCAUGUGCUCCCCAACAGCAAACUGACUUCGCCACUGUAAGCCGUAGGAAAGAUUGCCGGGGACCAAAACAACAGCCCCUGCAUAAAUAACUCGUGUUUCAAGAGUAUUCAGCUAAUGACCGAAAAAGAGGAGACCAUGGACACCUCUGAUAUCCAUGACAGUGCGCCGUCAGCAAAGAAGAAUGGACGCACCUCGUUACUGGACAGCGGGGAGGACUUCGAGGUUUUAGAUGAAGAGGACAUUGAUGACGACCCCCCUCCAUUGGAAGAUGCCGGGGGAGGGAAGGGGAAAAACACAGACGAGUCUGACAAGAGAAGUGCAGACACAGAUCCAGACCCUUCAGGUCAAGUCGAUGAAUGGCUGGAUGUGUUAGGUAAUGAUCAGCUAAAGAAAAAAGUCCUGGAGGCCGGGCAAGGCCGAGACAGUCGGCCACAGAAAGGACAGAAUGUCAAGAUUCAUCUUAAGACCUACCUGAAGGACGGGAAACUGGUAGAGGAGCAGUCUGACCUCGCUUUCACUCUUGGAGACGGUGAUGUUAUCCAGGCUCUGGAUCUCACAGUGCAGCUCAUGGAAAAGGGAGAGAAGGCUCUCAUCCAGACAGAUGCAAAAUAUGCAUAUGGUACCCGCGGGAGUCUUGAACCUGAGGUCCCCCCCAGUGCUGAGCUGUCCCUAGAAGUGGAACUGCUGGAAGCUACUGAUGCUCCAGACCUAGAGCUGCUGCCCCCUGCAGAAAAGAUUGCCCUUGCCAGCCAUAAGAGAGAGAGGGGCAAUGUUCAUUAUCAGCGUGGGGACUAUGCUUUUGCUGUCAACUCAUAUAGCAUUGCCCUGCAGAUAACAGAGUCUAGUUCUAAAGUGGACAUUAGUCCUGAGGAGGAGAAUGAGCUGAUGGAUGUGAAAGUGAAGUGUUUAAACAACAUGGCUGCUUCUCAGCUGAAACUGGACCACUAUGAUGCAGCACUUAAAUCUUGUGUCUCAGCGCUGGCGCACCAACCAGAGAACAUCAAGGCACUUUUCCGCAUGGGCAAGGUAUUGGCCCUGCAAGGUGAAUACACAGAAGCCAUUCAAACUUUAAGGAAGGCACUGAAGUUGGAACCAAGCAACAAGACUAUCCACGCAGAGCUCUCCAAGCUGGUGAAGAAGCACUCGGAGCAGAGAGGAGCAGAACAGGCUAUGUAUAAGAAGAUGCUGGGUAACCCCACUAGCGGCAGCAGCAGCACACAGAAACACCGGGCCAAGUCUUCAUGGGGUCUCAGCUGGAAGUGGCUAUUUGGUGCCACCGCAGUAGCCAUUGGCGGUGUAGCAUUAUCUGUUGUCAUAGCUGCUAGAAACUGAGCCAGGCGAGUAGUUAUGGCCUGACCACUCCCCUGCAAUGUGAGAGCCUAAACACAGAAGCACAUCUGGCGGUGCCUUCUGACCUUUGGUCAAAGGGAGGGAGGUGGAAAUGUCAGUUGGUCAGUUGCCUCUUCACUGUCACUCUCCUUUCUCUGCUAUGUUUGAGAAUUAUAUGUGACAAAUCAUAAAACAUUAACAUUUGCAUAUGGGAAAUGUAUUUCCAACCUUAUAAAUGUGUAAGUUUAUGCUUAUGUCACAUCGCCAGAAACUGUUUUCUUCUGCUGCCAUUGUUUUUGCCUGGUAGUUGAUUAUUUAAGCAUUGAAAUGAAAAAUAAUUGAUAAUAGAUUCAGAUAGAAGCUAUUUAUAUAAUAUUGCUCCCAUUAAAAAUUCAUUGUGAUAUAGUCCUAUGUUAUGCUAUAGUUUUAAAGCGUCAGAUUGUACAGUUAAAUUAAUACUCCCUAUUCAGAGAGACCAUGUGAUUUAACUCUGUUUUAAUUACGGUACAAUGAUAUCAUCUGGUAUAAUGCAGAUGCUGUAAUACUUUAGGCUCACACACUGGCAACACACUUUGCUUGUGUGCUCGCUCUCUCACCCUUUUUAAAGACACUACUCAUACAAUGAGUGACCAGAAAAAUAGAAACACUUCUACAGUGUAAUACAAUACAACAGUCCUGAGAUAUAUACUACCUUAUUUCAAAUUUUCAGUUUUUGUUGACACAGUUUCUGAAAUUGUUUCCGUGUUGAGUGUGUUGUGUUUCUAAAAUUGUACCCACCUCAUUAAGUCAUAUGAAGGAGCAAAAACACCAGAAAGACCUCACAAUAUAAUGCAGUUAAACAGCAAAACAUAACAAAGAGCAGCCUCAAAAUGUACCAUGGAACUGAAUUAACGCCUGUCUGACAUGGUGUCACCAAUUGUAAACAACAGUACUACAUAAAUAUACAUUACUGUUUUAUUGGAUUGAAAUUCAGUGCCUCUGUACUCUUGGUCACUCAUGUAUAAAAACAUUAAAGCGUCAGCCAAAGUAGAUAGAUUGUACUUUCUGUUCAGCAUUCCUAAAAUAACUCAUUUUAUAUGGAGAGAGGUGCAGUUAUUAUCUUUUAAAACAAGGGGAGAAUGGUACAUUGAGUUUCUCAGUGAUUUGGCUGUGAAUACUGCUGAAGGAGAGUUUAUUUUUACUAUCUAAUUUCCGUUAGUUAUGCCACAAUCUUUGAUGAUUAAGACCAAAUGGAUGACCCUUCAAGUACAAUGUUGGGUGUGUAUGUUUUUUUUUUUUCUUCCCUGCAUUCCAUGCCUGCAAAGUUUUCCUUAGAUUAUGCUUCUUUACACUGUUUUUGUUCUUUGUUUUCUUACAAACAGUAAAUGUGACACCAUUGAAUCUGUGAGUAGUUAGUAGCCCUAUAGAGCCAAAAGUUGCAUAAAGUCUUGAUGACAAAAUGCUUAUAAAAGUUUCUGGCAUUCCCUGCAUUUGUUAAUUUUAUAUUCAUCACAAUAAAAUUUGUCUGUUAUCAAA